GCAAAAGUAUCUAAGAUCAUCAGGUUUUUAGAGUUUAUAACAAUCUGCUUAACUUGCUUGAUCUAUAUCAAAGCACUCUUUGAAGGUCAAGAAAGAUAUAUAUAUAACAGAGCUUAGAGUUGCUUAUGAAUAACGACGAAGAUGUACCGAAGUUGCCUCCUCCCACAUAUGAGGAGGCUAUUUCCACGAACUACUCACAACCCCAGAAUUCUCCACAGCCACCAUUAGCAUCUUCAAGACCACCAAUCCCAACUCAUAUACAAAGAACAGACGGAGGACUGCUGUCAAGCAGCAGUUAUUCUAAUUAUGUUCCAACACCUCCACCAAGACCAAGUUCAAGCAAUUCAGCCACUCAAGAUUUGUACACUGCAAAUCCUAACCUACCUUUUAAAUUUCCAAGAGGAUUCCUUUGUCCUAAAUGUAAGAAUAGUGGAUAUAAAAUAAGUAAUGGGAAAAUUUGUCGUGAUUGCUGGAAAACAUAUUACUUAAAAAAUAAUGCCUAUAAUCCAAAUCCCCAGCUUACUUUCCGAUAUCCAAAGAACUACCUUUGUGAGAAAUGCUCUAAUACAGGUUAUAAGCAUAAAAAUGGUAUGUCAUGUCAAGAUUGUUGGGAAUUAUUCAGUCCCAGAAAUAAUGUAAGAUCGGGAUACUCGGUACAGAGUCCUAUGGAUUCGUUCUUUGGUAUGGGUCAAUCAGCUUAUCUUCGUCCUGCUCCUCAAGUGGGUCCAUGGGGUUGGGGCCCUCCUGCUCCUGCUCCCCCACCGCUUCGAGUUCCUCCAGGUGAUCCAAGAUUGGGUGGUGUAUUGUGUGGAAGAUGUAGAGGAUCAGGUUUAAUUCAUACUUUUCUUCUUGAUGAUGAGUUGUGUAACGUUUGUCACGGUUUAGGAAGAGUUAUUCAUGGUCCACCUCAAGGAGGCUAUUAUGUACCAGGCCAAAAGCUUGGCCCCGGUGGCCCUGGAGGCCCAGGCGGCCAUCAUGGUUACGGUCCUGGUCCUGGUCCUGGGCAUGGGCAUGGUCAUGGUCAUGGUAAUGGUUACGGACAUGAUAGGAAACAUCAUUAAUAAACAUUUAAAUAGAAUAUUUUCUUUUAUAUUUACAUAAUUGAAUUCGAGCUAUAAAAAGAACACUAUAACUAGUUUGUAGAAUUAAA
This is a messenger RNA of Scheffersomyces coipomensis, 1150 nucleotides long. RefSeq lists its product as uncharacterized. Bases 126 to 1061 code for a protein of 311 amino acids. Gene Ontology annotation, cellular component: cytoplasm. The transcript has a single exon. Lineage: Eukaryota; Fungi; Ascomycota; Pichiomycetes; Serinales; Debaryomycetaceae. The record is from RefSeq and is a predicted model, not a curated record.